Messenger RNA from Scutellospora calospora, 707 nucleotides. Lineage: Eukaryota; Fungi; Glomeromycota; Glomeromycetes; Diversisporales; Gigasporaceae. The record is from the annotation of a GenBank genome assembly.
AUCCAACUAUUAAUCUUGUUUAUCCGUAUAUAGAAUUAUUCAAAAAAAGGUUUGCUUCAAAGAUAGAUGAAACAGUUGAUACUUAUUUGAAUUUGAUUUAUGGAGAAGUUGAAAGUGAAGAGAAUGAAAGUGAUAAAUCUGAUAAUAAUAUUCCUACUGCUGGUACUCGUAAACAAUGGCAAUAUGCACACAGGCAGUUUAGCCAAAGGAUGGCCUCUUGUAGUCAAAGUCAAAGUCAAAAUAUAAGAAUACAAAGACGUUCCGCUAAUGCUGAGUUAGAAGAUACUGAUCAGGCAGUUCCAAUGAAUAUUGCUUUAGUUGCUACGUUUCUUGAUCCAAGGUUCAAACAUUUUAAUUGGGCAACAAGUGUUGAGCGAAAUAGAGUACAGGAUUUGGUAAUGACCCUGUAUAAUGAAUUAAAAAUAAACCUUACUAUUCCAGAUGACAAUGAAGAGAAUUUGGUGGACAGUAAUUAUAAUGAUAACAAUGAUGAUUUUUUUUAUGAAUUAGAAUCAAAUUCUACACAAGUUAAUGUAGAAGAUGAUGAUGAAUUAAAAAAUAGAAGUAGCUUGCCUGUUUUAGCCCAAUUGGCUUGCAAAUAUCUUUCUAUUCUGGCAACUUCCAUGCCGAGCGAAAGAUUGUUUUCUGAUGUCAGCAAACAUAUCUUAGCAAAACGAACUCGUUUGUCACCAGAUUUAGUGAAUAAG